CGGGCUGCCGGGCCGCCCGCGGGGGCUCCUCGCCUUCUCCGGGCCCGCGCUGUGCCGGGGGUCCCCCCCAGCCCCCCUCUUCGAGCCGCCCUGUCCCCGCCCCCGGGCCAGGCGGGGGAGGGGCUUUCCUUCGGGCCCGGCCCAUGACGUUCCUUGUGCUGCCCCUCUCCCCAGCAGGCUGCGGAGAGAAAGCCCCCCUGGGAGCAGCCUGUCGCUUGUUUUAGGGGCUCGUUAAAGCUUGCUCCAGCAAUGUUUCAAGAGGGUGGAUCGCAGAUCCAGAGGAAAUAUUGUAAAUCCAGCUGUCUCUGUGGGGUCCGCUUCAAGCACUGUUGCUCCCAGGUUACGACAGACUUACCCCACUUUUUUCAGGCUAUUUUAAGAGUUGUAUUCUGCUAUCUGUUGUCUCAUCCCAUGUGGAUAGUGACUUCGGACCUUGGCCUGCUUAUGUUGCAAUUUGAUGCCACUGUCUCCUGCAUGGUGUGUUGUGACACUGUGAAGUGACAAGUUGCUCUGGAUCUGAUGGCAAUUUUUUAAAAAAAAAGUGACCUCCUGGACUGAUUGGGAAAGGGAUGCAGCUGACAGUCCAGUUGUCUUUGCUUGACAGAAAGUGCCUAAAGCAAAUUAGACUCUCUGAUAUUUCCAAACUUGCUGUCUAUGGAGCAAAGAUCCGGGCUCCCCAUGCUCUGGUGAUGACCUUUCUCUUCAAGAGUGGAAGUUUAAGAGAGAAACUGAAAGCGAUUGCUCAGGCCACAUAUACUCAUUCCCGAAACCUGGCGUAUUUUGUGUUCACUUACAAGGGGCUGAUGGCACUGCAGUCUCGACUACAGGGAAAGAACUUUCAGUUGCACUCCUUCCUGGCAGCCUGUGUUGGGGGCUGGUUAGUGUUUGGUGAAAAUAAUCAUAUCAACAGCCAGAUAAACAUGUACCUGCUGUCUCGUAUUCUGUUUGGCUUGUCACGACUGGCAGUGGAGAAGGGUUAUAUCCCAGAACCCAAGCAGGACCCUUUCCCAAUCUUUGCUGCUGUGACUUGGGGGAUUGUUCUGUGGCUCUUUGAAUAUCAUCGGCACACUCUCCAACCCUCUCUGCAAUCUUCCAUGACUUACCUGUACGACGACAGUAAUGUAUGGCAUGACAUUUCUGACUUCCUCAUUUAUAAUAAAAGCAGUGCUCAAAAGUAAUUUGCUAAUCCCCAGCAAUAUUUGAAUAAUGGCACACAUUCCCGCAACAAGGGGUGGGGGUGGGGGAGAAGAAUUCUCUACUGUCCUUGAUUUACAUGUUUUUAUUAUUAGCACCUGUCAGACAAGAUUCCCCUCUUGUAUUUUGCCAAAAUGUAGCGAUCUUUUCUUGGCUCUCUAUUGGCCAUACAUACACUCCACAGAAACCUGUCCCAGUGCCACAACGAGAGUGCAAGGUUCUCAGAUUAAUUUGG
Molecule: messenger RNA, 1429 nt
Organism: Pelodiscus sinensis (Chinese soft-shelled turtle)
Lineage: Eukaryota; Metazoa; Chordata; Testudines; Trionychidae
Gene: PXMP4
Product: peroxisomal membrane protein 4
Cellular component (GO): peroxisomal membrane
Source: RefSeq, a predicted model, not a curated record